Lathyrus oleraceus (garden pea) is the source of this 438-nucleotide messenger RNA. RefSeq lists its product as uncharacterized. NCBI's taxonomy places the organism in Eukaryota, Viridiplantae, Streptophyta, Magnoliopsida, Fabales, Fabaceae. Bases 1 to 438 code for a protein of 145 amino acids. The transcript is spliced from 2 exons. The record is from RefSeq and is a predicted model, not a curated record.
AUGGAGUACUGUCAUUGGAAGCGAAUGCAGAUGAUGCCUAGCAAGCUGCGCACAAGGAACGAAGAAAGAAAAAUGAAAAAGAUUAUCGAAGAAGAAACGACGAAAGGAGCAUGUGAUAAAUUGAAAAGCUUGUACAGUGGAUAUGAAAAAAUGAAAAGGGUGAAGUUGCAGUCAUCGAGAAAGCAAUUCGAGAUGACUCAGAUGGAGAAAGAUGAAUCAGUCUUGGAAUAUUUUUCACGUGUGGUGCUAUUAGCAAACCAGGUGAAGUCGUGUGGUGAAUCAAUCAACGAUUUGCAGAAGAUUGAGAAAGUAUUGAGAUCUCUGACUGUAAAGUUUAAUUACAUUGUAGUGUCGAUUGAAGAGCUCAAGAACCUAGAUAAGAUGAAGUUAGAAGAACUUCAAGCUUCAUUAGAGGCUCAUAAGAUGAGGUUGAAGUAG